AUGGAUUUAACAGCUAUUUUGGGAUCUAACAACAAGUUCACCGAAAUAACACCAAGUAACCCCAAUAAUUUACUAUGUGAAGAACUCGUCAGAAAGAAUAUGGGCGUUAAAACUGAUGCUUUGUCGGCGGUUAAGCUAGACCCAGCGGUACUAGAAGCUCAAAUCACCAUCGAGGCAACCAACAAUAUGACUUAUUGCGAACCCGAUGAGGCGAUAAAUGAAGAAGUUGUUAAAAGAGAGACUCCGGCGGCAGAGAGGUUAGACUUCGAAGAGACGCUAAAUUCUAUGCAUCGUAAUGCUCUGCUCAAUCUGACCUCGCAGCAAUUUGCCCUCCUGAUGAUCUAUGUCAGUAACUUGAGGAAGCAACGUGUGUCAUUUCAAAAGCGGACCGAAUGUGCAUUUUGUAAGAACAGCGGUGAAUCAGCUGCGUGGUACACGAGCCACGCUUUGAGGGACAGAAAGGGUCGCGUGCGAUGCCCGAUGUUACGCGCUCUGACAUGCCCACUGUGUGGCGACACCGGCGACCGCGCUCACACUCUCAAGUAUUGCCCUAACAACAGUAACUGGAGAAUAUAA
Molecule: messenger RNA, 576 nt
Organism: Parnassius apollo (apollo)
Lineage: Eukaryota; Metazoa; Arthropoda; Insecta; Lepidoptera; Papilionidae
Source: the annotation of a GenBank genome assembly